Molecule: messenger RNA, 1705 nt
Organism: Hydractinia symbiolongicarpus
Lineage: Eukaryota; Metazoa; Cnidaria; Hydrozoa; Anthoathecata; Hydractiniidae
Product: dual adapter for phosphotyrosine and 3-phosphotyrosine and 3-phosphoinositide-like
Exons: 10
Coding region: 356-1309 (317 amino acids)
Source: RefSeq, a predicted model, not a curated record
AUAAAAUGUAUAAUUCAAUUGUAAGAGAACUGCAUUCAAAGAAUAUAAAACAGGCUUGCCACCAAAUCAGGGUACCUGGGAAAUCAGAGAACUUUGGUGCCUGCAUAAACCACGUGACUGUUUGUUUUUAUUUCUACUUUGAUUUUCGUUUGGCACGUCUAUAUAUUUUUUUAUUUUUUGUUUUUCACAUUUUCUUAUUUGUUACUUUAUCAUUCUGUAACUCGUGUUAAAACUUCCGUUCUGAAAAUGCUUCAAAACAAUUCUUGCUAGAACAUUAAGUGAAUACGAAAAUCAUUUUAUAUUGACAGAAAUAAAAAAAAAUUGAUAUGCUACUCACAGAUUGGAUGGAUUUAAAAUGGCGGAUAGAAUAAUGUAUCGCAUCAAUACAGAAGGUAUCCUAGAAGAUUGUAGUGAUGAUGAAUGUCAGACUUCAGAUGAUGAUGACGUCACUGCUGAUUCAGCAUUCAGGAUAGCAAAGAAACCUAUCGAGAGACUAGAGGAAUUGCCUUGGUUUCAUGAUAACAUGACACGAAAUACUGCAGAAGCUUUGUUACUUGCAAACGGCGUGGAAGGUACUUAUUUAUUGCGACGCAGUAAGAACAAUCCUGGAAUGUAUACUGUGUCUGUCAGAUGUAAAGAUUCGUUGAAACAUUUUGCAUUGGAAUACAAUUUAUACACCAACACGUAUUCGUUUGGUAUGGGAAAGUUUGAUACAUUAUACGAACUUCUCGAACACUUUAACUGUAUGCCAAUGUUGGGUGGGGAUUCUGGUUCUUCUGUCACGCUUCAAUAUCCUUACAUGAACGACAUCCCUGAACCGUCAUCCUAUGAAAAAGUCACGCGUCAUGCUGAGUAUGGGAAAAGGAUAUCCGUGGAGAAGAAAUCUGAGCCUCCCCCUGAUCUCCAUAUUGCUUCAAAGGAGGGUUACUUGGUUAAACGUGGUGCUAUUCACAAGAAUUGGAAAAAGCGAUGGUUUGUGUUACAGAAGAACUUGUUGAAAUAUUACUCCGACAGGAAAGAUCACACUCCAAUUCGUUCGAUUAAUUUAAGUGAAGCGGAGCAAGUGAGUGAAGAUUUUUGCGAUAACAAAAGAAAUUGUUUCAGACUCGUUUUACCAAGCAGAACGUUUUAUUUUGUGGCUGGCUCACCAGAAGAAAUAAAAUCUUGGGUUGAAAUUCUUCAAUGGAAGAUUGAUUAUUACAAAGGUCGCAAAGAUGAUAAUCAAACCCCAACACUACGCUCAUCGAUAGACAGUGCGAACGCAGUUGGCUCUCAUGUAGCGUACUUGGCGCAAUACACGAAAGUCUGAACUUUGUUUGUUUACAUAUUGUAUAUAAAGAUAUGAGAAGUAAAAUGCGUUUAUUUCCUAUGACUGGGUUUGUGAUAAAAGAAUUGUUUUAAAGUAGCUACCACUUUCUAUGUUCGGUUCUUCGACUGCGAGAAUUUUUUUUCUUUUUUUUUCAGAGGUUCGGAACUUUCACGAAAUCAGCUUUUAUAACUCCACGAAUUACACAAACAUUUCAACCAACGUUUUUUGUCUAUUUUUUUAAGAAGCAAGAUUUUGUAAACCCCUAUUACUUAGAACCUUUAUUUUUUAAAUUGUUAAUAUAUAAUUUUUGUAAAAGAAAAAUUAAAGAAAAAUUUUAUUUUAUAAUAUUUUAUAACAGUUAAUAAAUAUGUUAUAUAUAGAUAUUUUUAUAAAUGC